This is a messenger RNA of Betta splendens (Siamese fighting fish), 4814 nucleotides long. RefSeq names its product POM121 transmembrane nucleoporin (gene pom121). The transcript is spliced from 13 exons. Gene Ontology annotation, biological process: RNA export from nucleus; protein import into nucleus. Gene Ontology annotation, molecular function: structural constituent of nuclear pore. Gene Ontology annotation, cellular component: nuclear pore. The coding region runs from base 31 to 3528 and encodes 1165 amino acids. NCBI's taxonomy places the organism in Eukaryota, Metazoa, Chordata, Actinopteri, Anabantiformes, Osphronemidae. The record is from RefSeq and is a predicted model, not a curated record.
AGUGGUGCCAGAAGAAUAGCAUGAUGGGAUAUGAAAGUCCUCCGGCGGCGCGUUGCCGCCAUGUCACCUAGAGAGAAACAUUUAGUUCUUCUCUCUGUUUUAGUCAUAGUUAGUAUUACGCUAUAUUACAUUCCUACUUUCUUUUACGCGACUUUAAUUCUUGCCGUUUGUUGUAUUGUGUGUUACUAUCAUAGCGGAGAACCGCUUCCCGCCAGGUUAGGCCUUAAUCCGCGGCCUGGGUUGAACGUCCCUGCCGUAGUCCGCCGCUGGUUGUUAAGUUGGGGUUUGACCGGCGUGUCGGCAAACACUCGAGUCAGAACGAAGAUUAGCAACAACAGAACCGAAUUCCGGGCAACAGAGGGACACUUCAGGCAACCACUUACUGAAACCGGGAUUUUUCGUCCGCAAGCCUUGGCAAGUGACUCGUUUCUUUUCAGCCCUCGGGAUAUCCUCAUGGGGAGUUACAUCGGGAAAAGCGAAAGUCCGAGUACGGACUAUGGGAGGCCAAGAGCGGGGAGAAACCCUCGAGAGCAGCUCCGGGAAAAACUGUCCAGACCCAACCAUGCGGUGUUUACCCCCAACAGGAGGCUGUCAUUUGCUGGGGAGCCUUUGGGCACAGUGAGCAGGUUCACUAUCACCCCUCAGCGACACUAUCCCUUGCAGCAGCCAGGUGUCUCAUCAGUGGGAGUCCUACCGCCUGUCAAAUGGGAUGGAUUCAGGAAGAAGAACAUCCUCAGCCCUCGUAACUCUCCUUGUGUUCUUAGCCCUGUAACUGUGAAGAUCGCCAGGCCCGACCACAGCACCCCAAGUUUGGAUCACCUCAGUUGUCCAGUUCUCCCCAGGGCCCCUGUAGACCCCUGCUCCAGAGAAAGUGUCCUUAGAGUACUGAAGGAAAGCCGCAAGAGAGAGGUUGAAGAAGAGGAUAGGAGCUUUGCAACUGAGCAGAGAAGCAAAAGAAGGCGUAAUGACAGUGGUGGAAGUGCACACUCUGCUUUUGAACCUCUUUUGCCCAAUGGAACUCCGUCACAACUGGUUCCUAAGCCAGGAAGCCUGAAAAGAGGCAUUACCUCACUGGCAGAGGAGUCUACCAUGAAGAGGUCUCGCACCUCCUCCAUCAGCUCUGGCAGUGGGGUCCAUGCUCCUAGAGGAACCCCAGGCACAAAGAGAAACCCAAUCCAUAGCUCCUUAAGCUCAUCACUAGGCUUUAGCCAGUGGAAGAAACCAUCAGCACCAAGUCCCCCCCUGUCCAGCCCAGGGUCGUCUCGCUCUCAGACUCCAGAGGGAGUAACAAAAAGACUGAGAGAGGAUGAUGGACAGUCGCCCAGCUCAGCAUCCUCGGUGAGAUCAGACCAUACGGCCUCUGACAAGGCACCUGUUACUUCUAAACUGACUCCAGUUCCCAAGGUUCCCGUAGCUACUUUAAGAGAUUCAACUGAUAGUGGAGGAAAAAGGAAACGGAAGAUCCAGCUGGUGUCAAACCACAGGGACGAUCUCAUAACUCUACCCCCACCUCCAGAGCUGGGGUAUACCAUAACUGUGAAGGAUUUAGAUGAAGAGAAAAAGGCUGCUAUCAGCAAGAUUCAGAAAGUCCUGGAGACACCUGCCCCAGAGCCAGAGAAAACUCCCUCCUCCCAAGCCACAUCUUCCACCCUCCCUACCUCCUUGGCCAUCUCUACAACCACCACCCUGAGCAGCCUUUUGGCAUCUCCCUUGCCGACAGACACCACCUCUGCUAUCCCAGUCAUUAACUUGGAUCCCAGCCCAGCUAGCAGUAAGAGUAUAGCUCCUCCUGCCUCCAACCCACUGCUGGAGGCUCUGAAAAUGAAGACAGUUGUUUCUGCUACUUCUACAUCUCCUGCUAGCACAACUAAAGCAUCUGUAUCAACUACGCCAAUUCAUCCCAUUAGCUUAAAUCUGAAGACUUCAUCUACAGCAGAUGCUCUACAGCUUCCCUCUGCAUCUCAACCUCAGUCUUCCACUGCUGGUUUGGAGCAGCCCUCUGCCUUUACUCAGGUUUUGAGUCAGAUCAACAAAGCUCCUAGCACCACCCAACCUGCAGCAGUAGGAAGCCUGUUUGGCCUGGCCAGCCAGAUCAGCACGCCCUCUGCUUCUGCAUCCUCCAACACCGUUAGCGCUGCUACUGCAACAACCAGCAGCACUGAGGCUGUCAGUAACACAAACCCUCUUUUGCCUUCGGGGUUCAAACCUAUCUUUGCCGAAACCACUGCUUCAGCUACAACAACUCUGAGCAAUCAACCUGUCCAAAAUUUCAAGCCCAUAUUUGGAGGCAUCAGUACAGGUGCUAGCUUUGGAGAGCCUCCAUCUCUCACCACCACCACCACCACCACCAACUCAACUUCUGUAGUUUCUUCAAGUUCUACAUCAGUAUUUGGUGGCUCUACAAGUAGCACAACAGUUACUCAAGGUGCCUUUCCUGGCUUGAGCACCACCUCCACUGGCACAGCCUCCACUGGUUCCAACGCUACCGCACAGUCUACAGCACAGCCGGAUAUGAAAUCCAUUUUUGGAAACUGGUCGACAUCAGCCGCAACUAGUACAAGCUCAGCCUCAGCUCAGGCACCUAAUGCAGGGAGCACGUUUCAGUUUGGAGCUGUUACCACCACUUCUUUAGGUGCACCUGCCCUUGCACCUGCUUCUACCACAACCUCCACGAACAGCACCUUCUCAUUUGGUGUAACACAGCCAACACUUCAAGAAAGCAGUCAAAAGGGUUUCUCCUUUGGCCAGGCAGCAUCUAGCCAGAACACAACCAUGGCUUCAUUUGGAGGUUUUGGCUUGGCCAACACUGCCUCAACCACACUUGCUACCACAACCCAAUCCAAUUUUGUAUUUGGUAAGCCAUCAUUUGAAGCACCUGCUGCACAGUCAACCUUUGCCCCCUCAGCUGCGCAGCCAAAGCCCUUCAAUUUUGGAAGUGGAGCCUCAUCCACACCUACAUCUAACUCGACCCCAGCUCCGUUUACUUUCGGGUCGGCUCCUGCAACAACAGCCACCACCUUUGAGACCCCAGCUAAACCUGCAUUUGGAUCUAGUUCCACGGGUUUUGCUUUUGGUGGAACUACUGCUCCCUCAGCUGCACCAAGCUUUGGUGCAGCAACUCAGACUCAGAGCUCCUCUGCUUUUAACUUUGGUGGUGCUGCUCCUCAGCCAGUUGCAUCUGGACCUGCACAGCCAGCAACUGGUGGAUUUAACUUUGGUGCUGGUAUGCCAUGCCCUCAGUUUGGAACACCAGUGUCUAGUAACCCUGCACCGCAGAUGGGAAGCUUCAACUUUGGAGCUGCUGCUACUGACAAACCAGCAUUUGGAACGUCUACCCCAUCCUUUGGCCAGAGUGCACCUGCAGGUCCAAUUCCCUUUGGAAGUCCUGGAACUCCAGUCCAAGGUUUUAACCAAGGUGUUCCAUUUGGGUCUCCAGCAACUCCAUCAUUUUCUAUUGGAGCUGGAUCAAAGCCAUCUGGAGCACGUCAGCGGCUGCAGACACGGAGGCAACACAACAGGAAGAAGUAACAUAUAUGUUCAGCACCAAUUUCACAAGACUUCAGCUGCUGCUGCUUUGUUGCUAUGUUGUAAGCUCAACAGCCCCCAAAAGGGCUGCCACCAUGCCCUUGGUUUCCUAACCCCCUCUUGAAUGGGUGUGCCACCUUAAAACAAUGUUUCGAGAGGAGAGCACAACCUGCUUGCUAAGUUCAUGUUGCCUGGAUGACUACAUGACCCAGUGAGGGAACAUUGCAAUGAAGAAAUGGAAUCCAGAACAAUGUACUAUACUUGAAAAGUGAGACAGUGGACUAGUUAAUUUUUUUUAAGCAUAUCCAAAGUUCUUUUUCCUUUUACAGUAAGUGGACACUCCAGUUGGUUUGUCUUGAGGAGGAUGUUAAGUCUCGCAAAGACAUAGAUCCUUGGCUGAAACAUUUAUUUUUUUAAGUAAAUCAUUCACUUCUUUGUAUGUUACGGAAUAUUUGAGUACAUUCUGAAUAUAGUGAAAUCAGACAAGGUACACAACGCUGCCGUGCAUAUGGAAAUUGAUAGAACGUUUGCAUUUUAAAUUAUUUUUUUAAUUGGCUAUUUCACCCUGUGAACAAAUGUUGUCUCUGUGCUUAAGGGCAACAUUUGUAAAUGUCUUAAUUAAGUUGGUGCAGACCUUUGUAUUGUUUCAUACUUUUUUUGUCAUUGCAAACAUUCCUAGAGUUGUCGUGUGGAUGGGCUUUUUUGACAGUGACUGCCAACAGUCAUGUGAUUAGCACGUGUAUGAUUAGGAUGACUACUUCUGAAAAGUGCUGACAAACCAAGCUUUAGACAUGUGAAAAGCAUCUAUGAUUCUUCACAUAUUUGAACCAUGAGAUGUUUGUUUGUGCCAGACUACCUCUCUUUACCUCAGAGCACUGAGUCUUUGUUACUUCACUGAAAUAUAACAAUUAAGAGAAGAUUCACUUCAAUUACAGGUAUUCCUUAAAGAUAGAGAAAACUUUAAGACAUCUGCACAGCAAAACAUUAUUCCCAAUUGAAAUUUUUCUAAUAAAUAAUUUUCAUUAAAUAUAUAAUUACUAAAAAUAUCUGUUAAUGUAUUGAAAAUGGAGACUCCAGUUAUGGAAACAUUUAUUUUCUGUUCCUUUUUCUGUUUUCUUUUUUACACCAUGACUUAAGCCUUUCUGUCAGGGAAGUGUGAUGGUCAGUUAUUUCAUCAAAACUCAUUUCUGAUUUCAGUAGUUAUCAAUUGUACAAAAUGAGAAAUGUCUGAUGCUGUUUUUUAUGGUUUUAAAUUAAUAAAUAGAUGGAUGUGAAUGUUGUAAAAAAUA